Messenger RNA from Striga hermonthica, 1543 nucleotides. NCBI's taxonomy places the organism in Eukaryota, Viridiplantae, Streptophyta, Magnoliopsida, Lamiales, Orobanchaceae. The record is from the annotation of a GenBank genome assembly.
AGCAAAAUCUACAGGAGAUGACGGCGGAGAGCGAAUCCGGGCAUGUUCGGAGGGAAACCGCCGUCGCUAGACCCUUGUUCAGGCCAGCAGAAAAUCAGACCGACCUCCGACAUCAAAUAAUGAGGUGCCGAACGACUAGACACGACAACCCCGAAAUGGAAGCCCUGAGGAAAAGGUUUGCCGAACUCAAAACUUUGCAAAACCGAAGGGCAAGGUCGCCACCCAACCCGCGCAGUCAAGAGACAGACCAUGUGUACGUGGAAACGGAUUCCCCACUAUCCCUCGAGCUGACUUUAGAGCCACUACCCGAGAAAAUAAAAGUCCCGCAAAUCGGCCUUUAUGACGGAACGUCGGACCCCGACGCUCAUCUCGGGCAUUAUACUUCAUGGAUGGACUUGCAUGGGGCCACCGACGCCCUCAGGUGUCGUAUGUUCUCCCUAACUCUGGGACCAAGAGCGCAGAAAUGGUAUUAUUCAUUGCCCGCGCAAUUCAUCCGACGUUGGGUUCAGCUCAGGUCGGUCUUCCGCUCCCAUUUCAUCGGGGCACAAGUUUGCCUCAUUCCAAAAGAGUCGAUCACUAACAUUGUCCAAAAAGACGACGAGAGCCUGAAGGAGUAUGUGGCCCGCUUCAACGAACGUGUGCAGAAUAUGGAACCGUGCCACCCUGAAACCCUCCUGGUGAGCGCCAUCUCGGGAUUGAAGCCCAAGUCGAUGUUCAGGUGUGCACUUUGUCAGAACGAGCCCAACACGUUCCAAGAAUUUUGGGUUCGAGCACAAAAUCACGUGAUCGCCGAAGAGAGUAUGUCGGUCCCCGACCUCACAUUCACUUCCCAAGGACAAAAGUCGACGUCGGAGAAAAAGAAAAAUCUUUUAGCAUCUCGUCCAAGAAGACCUCCUCUACAGACCCGAGAUGGGGAGACCCGAAUGAUCCCGAGGUACGAGCAACCCGGAAACAUUAACACCAAUCGAGACGCUCUGACGUCUUCCCGAAGGCAGGCCAAGGCAUACGCGCGAAGGGCAUACAACUCGAGAAAACAGGUGAUGACUUCGGACCUCAGGGAAACGAUCAAUGCUCGCACUUGCCCGAUCACCUUCACACUGGAGGAUGCAAGCUUAUUCGACCAUCCGCACUCGGACGCGCUUAUAAUCACGACCCCCAUUUGCGGCAUUCCCGUCCAUCGGAUCAUGGUGGAUACCGGGGCCUACACGAGCAUUCGCAUGCUCAAGGCAUUCAACAAGCUCGGGAUAGACCCUGCCGAAGUCCGCCCUUGCAACGACCGUGUCCACGUCUUCAACGGAAGCAUAGCUCUCCCAUUGGGAGAGAUCACGCUCCCCAUCAGAUUCGGGGGACAAGGGCAAACGUCCAAGGUCAUCAUGGAGACCUUUAAAGUAAUGGAUCUCGACAACGAAUACAAUGCGAUUAUCGGGAGGAAAGCGUUGUACAAACUCCGAGCUGCAGUUUCCAUUUUCCACUACGCCAUAAAAUUCCCGACGGCAGACGGAGAAGGAACCCACUACGGAGAGCAGAGAGAAGCCAAGGAAUU